AUGUCCGCAGUCGCAGAGAAGGAGACCGAGGGCGCGGCCAGCCCUGGUCCCAAGCAGGAAGUCGGUACCUCUUCGCCUUCGUCGAGCAGUCUCGGGGAGACCUUUGGCAUCAAUGAGAAGGCCCUGCUCCGGAAACUAGACUACCGACUGCUGCCUCCGUUGACAUUGUUGUAUCUGCUUUCGUUCCUCGAUCGGAGUAAUGGCCUCACCCUCUAUUUCAUCGGAUACGUGCUCUUCGAAGUUCCCUGCAACAUCGUGUUAAGGAAAACGACUCCGCGCAAAUGGCUGCCGACCCUUACUCUCAUCUGGGGCGUGGUAGCGACCCUCCUGGGAGUCGUGCAGAACUACUCCGGGUUCCUAUCUUCGCGUUUCUUCCUCGGUGUCGCAGAAAGUGGUCUUUUCCCCGGCGUGGUAUUCUACCUGUCUAUGUGGUAUAAACGCAAUGAGCAGCAUUAUCGCGUUGCUCUGUUCUUCAGUGCCGCAUCGUUGGCCGGUGCCUUUGGUGGUAUCCUCGCCUGGGGCAUUGCCCAUAUGAAGGGUGUUGGAGGAUAUAACGGCUGGAGGUGGAUUUUCAUUCUGGAAGGACUGUUGACCGUUGUCGUGUCCAUCAUCGCCUAUUUCUGGGUGUACAACUAUCCUGCGACGGCCGAGUUCCUGACUGAGCAAGAGCGCGAGUUCAUACAGUUCCGCCUCAAGAACGACAAUGACGCCACGCGCGAUGAAAAGUUCACGUGGUCGGCGGUGUUGGACGCAUUCAAGGACCCGAAGGUCUGGCUAUACUGCUUGGGAUUUCACACUAUGUCCCUGCCAUUGUAUACACUUUCGUUGUUCCUGCCGACGAUUAUCAAAGAUUUGGGAUACUCUGCAGCCGAAGCACAACUGCUCACCGUGCCCCCGUAUGCCGUGGCUUUCAUCUUGACCAUCAGCGUCGCUGUGCUCUCCGAGAAAACCCAACGCCGGGCACCAUUCAUCAUGGGCUCAUCUGCCCUCGCCUGCAUUGGCUACAUUAUCUUACUAUCCGAUCACCGGGCCGGCGUGUCGUACGUCGGAACUAUCUUCGCCGCAGCAGGCAUUUAUCCUGCUGUUGCUAUCGUGCUCUCAUGGCCCGCGAACAACGUCUCCGGGCAGACGAAACGUUGCAUCGCAAACGCUCUGCAGAUUUCCAUUGGAAACCUUGGCGCCGUCAUGGGUACCCAGUUGUAUCGCACUGAGUGGAGUCCGUACUACUUUGUGGGCCACGGCACUGCACUGGGCUACCUAGUUGCCAAUAUUUUCGUCGUGGGGACGCUAUGGUACGUCUUGAAACGGGAGAAUGAAAAGAAGGAGCGUGAGAGAGAAGCUCAAGGUCUGACGGCCAUGAUGGGUGACGUUGGAGACGUUGAGGGUGAAUUCUUGGGAGACAAGGAUCCCCGUUGGAUCUUCCAGUUAUAA
Messenger RNA from Penicillium lagena, 1431 nucleotides. RefSeq lists its product as uncharacterized. Gene Ontology annotation, biological process: transmembrane transport. Bases 1 to 1431 code for a protein of 476 amino acids. The record is from RefSeq and is a predicted model, not a curated record. Gene Ontology annotation, molecular function: transmembrane transporter activity. Gene Ontology annotation, cellular component: membrane. Lineage: Eukaryota; Fungi; Ascomycota; Eurotiomycetes; Eurotiales; Aspergillaceae. The transcript has 4 exons.